This is a messenger RNA of Eleginops maclovinus (Patagonian blennie), 1852 nucleotides long. It is a transcript of the gene otpa, whose product is annotated as orthopedia homeobox a. Gene Ontology annotation, biological process: neuron differentiation; regulation of DNA-templated transcription. The transcript has 3 exons. Gene Ontology annotation, molecular function: DNA-binding transcription factor activity, RNA polymerase II-specific; DNA binding. The record is from RefSeq and is a predicted model, not a curated record. The coding region runs from base 82 to 1086 and encodes 334 amino acids. NCBI's taxonomy places the organism in Eukaryota, Metazoa, Chordata, Actinopteri, Perciformes, Eleginopidae.
UUUAGACUAUAUAUAUUUCUUAAAUAGGUUAAAGUCAUAGAGAUUUUUUUGGAAUAGCACUUCGCCCUGGAGCGGUGCGCAAUGCUAUCUCAUGCCGACCUCCUGGAUGCUCGCCUCGGUGAGUUAUCAUCGCCAAACUCCGGUCUUCAACUCUACUGGAUGAAGGAUGCCGCUGCGGAGCUCCUGGGUCACAGGGAGGCUUUGAAGUGCAGGCUCGGCGGAGGAGGGGGACCUGACCCGGGACACUCAGGGGAGCUUGGCCCGGGCCCGGAAGGCGUGGAAGGGUCCACGAUGCUCCCCGGUGAUGAUAUCAGCAGUGGCGGGGGAUCCAACACGGUGCAGGUUAACAGCAAAGAGCAGGAGAAACAGCAGCAGAACAACAACAACUCCAAUCAGUCCGGAGGCGGGCAGAGCCAGAGCCAGAGUCAGAAACAGAAGCGGCACCGGACCCGCUUCACCCCGGCGCAACUCAACGAGCUGGAGAGGAGCUUCGCCAAAACGCACUACCCGGACAUCUUCAUGCGGGAGGAGCUGGCUCUUAGGAUCGGCCUGACGGAGUCCAGAGUGCAGGUCUGGUUUCAGAACCGACGCGCCAAGUGGAAGAAGCGCAAGAAGACCACCAAUGUGUUCCGGUCUCCGGGGACUCUGCUGCCGCACCACGGCCUGUCCCAGUUCAAUUCAGCGGCAGCAGCAGCAGCGGCCAUGGGCGACAGUCUCUGCUCCUUCCACGCCAACGACACCCGCUGGGCCACGGCAGGGAUGCCGGGAGUAUCUCAACUGCAGCUCCCGCCGUCUCUGGGCCGCCAGCAGGCCAUGGCGCAGUCCCUGUCUCAGUGUAGCCUCGGUGCAGGGCCGCCACCCAACUCCAUGGGUCUGUCCAACAUGUCAAACGGCUCCGGGCUUCAGUCACACUUAUACCAACCCACUUUCCCCGGGAUGGUACCUGCGUCCCUCUCGGGCCCGAACAACAUGAGCCACUCGCCUCAACUGUGCACGUCCCCGGACAGUGAGGUCUGGAGAGGGACAAGCAUCGCGUCGCUGCGCCGCAAAGCGCUGGAGCACACAGUUUCCAUGAGUUUUACCUAGACGAGAGCUUUUUCUUUACUCACAGAUUUCUUCUUAAAUUCGUAUUCAUACAAUCCGAUGCACCGGGAGACAUACAAACAGGAUUCUUGUUCAAAUAAAAAAAAUCGCUGAACACAACAUGUUUUCCCCUCCCAAAUCCACAUAACAGGAAGCUAUUUAUCCGGCCUGUUGGUCUUUAUCAAGCAUAUGACUGGUUCUAUUUUAAGAUAUAAUUUAUUAUUUCGCAUGUAGCCUAUGACAACUAUUUAUUUGUCUAUUUAAAUAACUUAUUUGCUCUGUAUGUAUUUAUUUAUUUACUUAUUUAUUUGGCACAUGCAGCCCUGGCCUUCAGGGCUUUUAUUGACAUUUGCUUUGUGACUGACUUUUGAAGACACCUUCUAUGGAUACUUUUAAAUCAAAACCAAGAUAUGGAUCCCUUUUCCACCCGCUGCACAGCAUGCACCUCUGAGAGGCCAAAGGGAUGCACAGUGGACUGCAGAAACAAGUCACCUGGAGGUUUUUAAGAACAUGAGAGAUUCACCUGAAGAAGGAAGAGCGAUUUGACAGGAAUCAGGACAUCAUGGAGGACUUGACUGCAUGUCCAAGGCAAAAAAAAUAAGGGACAAAUCUAUAAACUAAAACUUGGAAACUGACUUAACUAUAAUCUGUUAUAUAGGAUGUUUUGUGUAGCGGAAGCACUAUUGUUCCCAUUUGGUCAGUUUGUGAUAAAUUAUGUUUCCAAAAUUAUGUCUGUGCUUAUCAAAUUCUGACUUUCUUAAAUGUUUAA